GAAAUGAUAUCAAUACAAUAAGUCAAGACAUUCAAAUACAAAGACCAAAGUAUUACAUUCAUCAAGUUCAAUUUUCGAUAUUCUCAAUACCACAAGCACUUUCUUCCAACACAUCUCAUAAUGGGUCACUCAAACUCAAAACUUCAAACUCAUCAGCUCUCAGCUGGCGGAAUCGAAAAGGGAAUCCCACCCGUCAUCCGCGUCUCAUAUGAAUCUGGCUGGAGAAAAUAUGCCUGCUUCGCUCGCAUGAGCCUUCUCCUCAGCGGCCCUAACGGCGAGCCCAUGUACACACUCAACUUCGUCAAGGGCUUAUACGGCGACAUCAUCCUCCACAGCGGAUCAACCAUUGAUUCCCCACCACUGGCUGCUUCUGGCAGACAAUCAAGCUGCCGCGACGACUAUUUGAUCACAUUGCCUUCACUUUCCGGCAAUGGCCCUCAAGAGGAGAUCCUCCGUCGUCCUAAAGGGCUGAAGGGACGAUUCUGGUUUGCUAUUCAAGUCGGCCAUGGCCCAGACCAGCGCGUGGAGCGUUUCGAAUGGCGACGUUCUCGAGGCACUGAAGUCAAGAGCGUUGGUCAAUCACGCUGGGGCGGAUACAAGCUCGUCCGUCUCGGCAGCACAAACGCCAAGGAGGAAUACUUCCCAAGUGAAGAAGAUCUCCACGAUGGUAGCACCAAUGGAGAGGGCUAUACCAGCGAUGGCAAGGAGGUCGUUGCUGUCUGGGGCAGCACAAACUGUCUCAAGAGUUUGUCAGGUGUUGGAGAGUUUCAGUUCCGAGGAAGCGGUGCUACAGGCGAGUUGGGUCAGUUGUGGGCGUUGAUGGCUGUCAUGAGCUGCAUGUCGAUCUGGCAAAAGGUCCAGAGAGAUAAUGCUACAGCUGGUGCAUCGUCUUCAUCGGCUGCUUCGGCUUCUGUAGCAGCAUCUGCUUAGUCGAUGCCUCUAUUUAUAUUUUACCUUAUCAGCGUGUGUUUCUUUUUGUUCAGAGGAGGGUCUUAUGAUAUCCAUGUUGCGAUGAUGUCUUUUCCAAUAGAAAUUAGAGUACUUGAUAUUUGUUUUAUAAACAGUGUUCUACUAUGAGACUAAGUCAUAUAGUAAAUUUCGUGAUGUGUUUUCAACAGUUGAAGGGGUUGAGUAUUUGAGUCUAAGCUGUACCUGCCUCGUGCACGGCUCACGCCUCCACCACAGCUCCACAAGCCCGCAGUAAAAAUCUAGUGUCGCGAUAGCUUCAUCGCCCACAAAAAUUGACAAAAAAACAUACAACAGCGGGGAUUCGCUGGUCGU
Molecule: messenger RNA, 1281 nt
Organism: Fusarium redolens
Lineage: Eukaryota; Fungi; Ascomycota; Sordariomycetes; Hypocreales; Nectriaceae
Exons: 1
Coding region: 121-930 (269 amino acids)
Source: RefSeq, a predicted model, not a curated record